Messenger RNA from Cucurbita moschata (crookneck pumpkin), 1815 nucleotides. RefSeq names its product lysM domain receptor-like kinase 3. Lineage: Eukaryota; Viridiplantae; Streptophyta; Magnoliopsida; Cucurbitales; Cucurbitaceae. Gene Ontology annotation, biological process: protein phosphorylation. The transcript has a single exon. Gene Ontology annotation, molecular function: protein kinase activity; ATP binding. Bases 356 to 1657 code for a protein of 433 amino acids. The record is from RefSeq and is a predicted model, not a curated record.
AAUUAAUUAAUUACAAAUUUCUCCCUAGAGAAAAGGCCCACAACAGUGGAAUGGCCGGAGAAGAAAAUUCCCGUACGAUUUUGUUUAUCUGUCUUCUUCGUCGUCGUUUUGGGUUUCGUCUUCUCCGAUUGACAGCAACAUUACUGAAAAUCCUCUGUACCAAACCCUAAAUUACUUUACCACCUGCGUUUCCGCUAUUCAAACGGUCGAUUUCGACGCCGCCGCCGCCGCCGUUUCUUCCUCCUCCGACGAUCUGGUUUGUUCUAUGAUUCUUUGCCCCAAUUUUUCAUCUUCUUCGAGACGUUCUACAGGUCCCUAUGUUUUCUGAUUUUCAAUUUUCGAUUUCGUCACUCCGAUGUGCAAGACUAAGAAAAGUACGGACGUGAUCGAUCCGCCGAGCCCUAGAUCCUCUCGCCAUCAACGAAUGUCGAAAUCCAACGCCUCGUCUUCCUAUGCGGAUCCUUCCAGUUCUGUGAAUUUCACGAGUUACAAUAUUAGCACUACCGAUACUAAAUCCAGCACUAAGAGCUCGUCGAAAUCUUCCAGUUCUAGUCGAGCUUCGCUUGUCAGUUUGAAGAAUUCGCUUCCGGAUAAUCCUCUCAUUUACGAGUUUUCUGAGAUUCGUUCCGCUACCAACAAUUUCCUCUCCAAACCGUUCUCUUCGUCGUCUUCUUCUUCUUCGUGGCGGUGCUUAAUUAGGGGAAAAGACGUGAUCGUUUUUCAGCGGAAAUUGCUCCGUCCGAUUGAGUUACCGGAGUUGAAGCAUCAGUUGUCUGUUAUCGGCCGGAGCCACCAUAACAGUCUGGUGAAGCUCCUAGGCGCUUCGAUUUCGGGGGAUUACGUUUAUCUGGUGUACGAAUUUAUCGUCGGAGCAAACUUGGCGGAGUGUCUCCGUAAUCCGAGAAACCCCAAUUUCACCGUACUUUCGACUUGGAUUUCUCGGAUGCAAAUCGCUACCGAUUUAGCGCACGGACUUGAUUACAUCCACCAUUGCUCUGGUUUGAACUCGAAAUUCAUCCACAAUCACAUCAAGAGCUCCAGCAUUGUAAUCACGGAGGAAACCCUAACUCCGAAAAUCUGCCAUUUCGGCACCGCGGAGCUCUGUGGCGAGACAGCAGUGACAGAGGAGGAGAAUGAAGAAGAAGAAGAAGAAGGAAACAAAUCAGAGAUUACGACUUACAGGCGGCCGAAGCGGCCAAACGUUAAGAAGAUUAAACUGGAAGGGACGAGAGGUUACAUAGCGCCGGAGAUGAUGGCGAAUGGGACGAUGAGCCAGAAAAUCGACGUUUAUGCGUUCGGAGUGUUGAUUCUGGAACUAAUCUCCGGCGACGAGGCGUUGAAGUUCAUUCUGGAGAAGGGGAAUCGCGGCGGCGGGUAUGUGAGGGUAAGUGUGAUAGAGACAGCGAAAAAGGCAGUGGAGAGUGGAACCGGCGGGAUUCGGACAUGGGUGGAUCGGAGAUUGAUGGACUCAUUUCCGGUGGAGGUGGCGGAGAAGAUGGUGGUGGUUGGGCUGGAAUGCGUGGAGGAGGACCCAGAUAAGCGGCCGGGUAUGGGUCGGGUCGCGGGAAAGAUUUCUAAGCUGUUUCUGGAAUCGACCCGGUGGGCGGAGAGCGUUGGCAAAUCACUCGACAUGUCGGUUUCUCUCGCCCCUCGGUGAAAGGUGAUAGUGAAACGACAAUCGGUACAAACUUCCACUGCCUUAAUUUUUUUUUUUUCGAUACUUCAUAAUUAAUUAAUUGAUUAUUGAAGAAGUGUUCGUGAGAAUUUUGGGAUAUUUUAACUUAAAUUUUUUUUAAUGGGGAAUUUUGAGAGAUU